This is a messenger RNA of Aspergillus welwitschiae, 455 nucleotides long. RefSeq lists its product as uncharacterized. The transcript has a single exon. The record is from RefSeq and is a predicted model, not a curated record. Bases 81 to 410 code for a protein of 109 amino acids. NCBI's taxonomy places the organism in Eukaryota, Fungi, Ascomycota, Eurotiomycetes, Eurotiales, Aspergillaceae.
CUGCUUCUUACAAGGUGCCAUAUCCGUAAUUACUGACCACUUAUAUGCACUAAUACUUAUAAUAGUAUUAUGAUGGCACCAUGCCAUUCUCUCAUUUUUCCCUUUUAACCAGGUCCAGGUCAAGGUACCACCAGUUCGGGCGGGUCCAAGACACACACCUCGAGGCCAAAGUUCCCACUCCACGACUAAGUAGCAAGUGUGAAGUGGACCGCUUCCACCCGAUCCCAAGGGUCCAAUCAAUCGUGGGUGGGCUGUCACGCUGCCAUUUGCCUCUUUCCCUUUCCCUCCCUCUCUCUCUCUCCGUGUGUGUGUGGCUCUUAAUAAAUCCGUGGUUGUUAAGGGGGCCAAUUAUGGUAUUAGGGAAAAGAUCUGCGAGUGUCAGAUUGCUGUCUCUCUCCUGGAGUAGAUAGUUAAUUAGCUAGCUAUGAGAGUCUGCUGGUGAUGACGAUGGUGAU